This is a messenger RNA of Mya arenaria, 1101 nucleotides long. RefSeq names its product conoporin-Cn1-like. The transcript is spliced from 2 exons. Gene Ontology annotation, biological process: pore complex assembly; monoatomic cation transport; cytolysis in another organism. The coding region runs from base 177 to 737 and encodes 186 amino acids. The record is from RefSeq and is a predicted model, not a curated record. NCBI's taxonomy places the organism in Eukaryota, Metazoa, Mollusca, Bivalvia, Myida, Myidae. Gene Ontology annotation, molecular function: channel activity. Gene Ontology annotation, cellular component: pore complex.
CAAUGAAUGUGGCGCAUUAUGUUCGUCCUCUAUUUGAAUAUGAAUGGCACACUAGAGUAAAGUUGUAUUCAGUAGAGCAUACACAUUCGGCUUAUGCACGGGGUCUGUCAAAGGGCUUUUAAGUGUUAUCUUGUUCAGAGUUAAAUAUCUGGAAUACCUACAUACAUUGAACGGAAAUGGCAGGAUAUUUAGGUUAUGGUAUUUCAAGGGUGAGCGAAGCGGUUCUUGCCGAGCUCAACUCGAAUAACUUAAUGGUAACCACCGUUAUGGAAAUCCAAAAUGAUACCAAACAUAACCUGAUUAAUGGGUCGAUCUAUGCUGUAAAGGGAAAUGUGUUGCUUUCACCCCUUGCGAUAAACGCUAAUUCUAGUGAUGUCGUAGCUACAAGGAAAACAAAAUGGUAUCCGACAGGAACGGAAGGCAUUCUUAGUUAUACUUUUGAAAACAAUCCAGAGAGGAAAAUUGUUGUUUCAUGGUCAGCUCCUUUCAACUUUCAUAUCUUCGAUAACCGUCUCGGGGUUGGAGUUACUUCAGGCGACAUAAGGAUUGACCAGGACAUGUUUGAAGAAAUGAACGCCGGCAAUAGUGUAAAUAGACUGGAGUACAGGGUGGACAGCUUCACAAGUUCGAAGAUAGUUCCAGUUAGUACGCGGUAUAAAGAUGUGGUUGUCGAAGGAACAAUGUCCUCAGACCAUAAAGCCCAUGUGAAGAUACACAUUCGAUCAGAGGUUGUCUAAGUCUAAGGUCAAACAAAAUUGUUUCUAGCUAAUUACUGUUUUAUAAAAGGAUUUUAGACGUAACGUAAAUCUACAUCUAGAGGAACAUUAUUCAUGGAAACUUAUGUCACGUGAUUGUUUUGUUAUGUUUUGUGCCCAUCUUCAAUACUGACUUACGUUCAAUUCGCACACAAAUGUUUAUGAAAGCUAACGCAUAUACAGUCGCCCACAGUGUGGCUGGAACUCGCUUGACUCGAAUUCCUCGUUGGCUCGAACUGGAUGUUAAGGACCGACAUUUUUAAUUCAUAAGUCGAUAGUUAAAUGUUAGCAAACAGAAUAUUGUAUCUGCAUGUUUUAAAAGAUAAUAAACAAUAAGAAAACGCCG